UCAGAGUUUAUGUGGAGAUAUUUAUUCAUUUGGACUAGUGUAAUACAUUGAGCUUUCAAAGAUAAUAGAUAUGAAGAAAAACGUAUUAAGAAGGUCUCUGACCAGCAGCAGUUUGCCUAUAAAUCUGGAUCAACCCAUUAUUAAAUUGGACUACUACCCCCCUGGAAAGUUAAAACCAUUGCACAGAAAGGCAAAGCAAUAUCCACUCAGUUCUUCCACAGAAAAUUUCUCCAAAGAAGAUGGAGAGGCAGAUUUUUCUGUCAAAGUGAAGAAGUAUACAAGAAACUCCACGAAGGCAUCUUUGGAGCAACUGUCAUUCAUAGCUAAAACUAGUGUUAUUGAGGAAGACCGCGAGUCUGUUAGUUCGAAGUCUCAUCGGUCCGAUAAAUAUUCAGCAACGGCUAUAUUUAAAGAUAAAACAUUUCUGUCAUCAAAAGAUAAAUCUUUGAUUUCACCACAAGGAAAAGGGUCAUAUGAAUAUGACAACAAAUUUUUCAAGUAUGAAGGUCAAUGGAAAAACGGCAAAAAGCAUGGUAUGGGUAAACUGACAUUCAGUGAUGGAGGUUAUUAUGAAGGGACAUUUGUUAAUGGUGAAAUAACGGGUUUUGGCACCCGCUUCUUUCCGUCAACGGGAUGCAAAUACCAGGGUCAGUUGGUAAAGGGAGAAUUGUGGGGCAAGGGUCGUAUGACUUGGCCCGACGGAUCCAUCUUUGAAGGGCAGUGGGAAAGUAACAAGAGACAUGGUUUUGGUGUGAUGAAGUCGAUAAAGGAAAACUGUCUAUAUAAAGGAUCAUACGUGGGCAAUCGUCGGCACGGGCAAGGAACUAUGAUCUAUCCCUUGAGCUGCCUUACAAAUCCCAGCAGGAAAGGUGAUCGUUACAAUGGAGACUGGGAAAAUGAUUUAAGGCACGGAGAAGGCGACAUGAGGUUUACAAGCGGAACAGUGUACGAGGGCCAUUUCGAGGAUGAUACUUUCCAAGGUGAUGGCUUGAUGCGUCACUGCUCCGGGCUCAUGUAUCGUGGGGUUUGGGACCACGGGAAACCCUCUAAACUGCCCAACAGGAUUGCCAUACUAAACCCAACAGGGAAAGAGUUUAUUGAGAUCACACAGGGCCAACCUUUUAGUAUACAGAUACAGUGUGUCGACCAGAACGGGGAUGUUAUUGAAGCUGACAAUGGUCGAGAGUUGCGGAUCACAGCAGGCUUCAAACACAUUAAGGCGAAGAAAGGCACGGCCAUCUUUGAUCUCAUUGAAGAGUAUGAGGAAAAACCAAUGGACACACCAUAUUACCAAGUGUUACAGUACCCACUCACAGACUUCAUCAUGGAGGAGGAGGAGGUGGUGGAGGAGAUGAAAGAAGAGGCUGAAGACACCAUACAUGAACAAGAAACUACUGCGGAGAACUCUAUAGAAACCACAUUGGAAACCCCUGCUGAAGAGCCAGAGAGAGUGGACUCUGUUGCCCCGGAAAUGGAGACACCCCAGUCUGUGGCAGAGGAAGGUCUCGAGAGAACAGCCAGUACUCUCUCCACAGCCGACACUCAAUCAGAAAGCAUGGAAAAGGAAUCCCGUCCACUCCCUCCGCCAGUGACAAACAAGCGGACAGAGAAUGGCAUCUGUGAUUGGUCAAACAUACAGCUGGCCCAGGCCCCACCAAGAUUCCCGCCAUUUGUUGCCCUGGAUGAGGAAGAGAAAAAAACCCGUGCCCGACAAGACAGACAAGAUUUACUGCGGCGAACACGAUAUUCAGUCACAGGAUCAAUGGAAGCUAAGAGAAUGAACAGAAUUGCACAAGAUGAUCGAUUCGCCAGAAUUGGAGAGUAUAUUCUGAUGGUACAUGAUGUAACAAGCCCGCCAUUCAUGGACCAGAGGCUUGAACCAGCUUUCAUACAGCUCAAGUUGAAAAAACCAAAAAGAGAAAAGAAAACAAAAGAAACCAAACCAAAGGAGUUCAUGAACAUGAUGAUCAGUCAUAGUUCCUUGAAGGAAGAAGAGGACUAGUCUUUCCCCAAGUUUGUAACAGUGGGAUACCUCACAGCAUAUUAACAAGAGCAUGAUGAGAUCAUAACAGUUGACGUGUUUCAUUCUUUGUACCAGCCAACGGACUGGGAAAACAUUCCAGCGGAAAAUAUUACCUAUAAUGGCAGCAUUUAGUCCAAGAGCAAGCGGAAUCUUUGAUUGUGAAAGCUGUUGCGCAUAUAUAUAUAUAUAUAUAAGCAUUGAAUUAAUGAAUACUGGUAUUGAUGGAGAGUUACAUUGAAAUAGUAGACCUAUGACUUAAUUAAGUUCUAAGACAAGUUUAAGCCAUCAGCUAGGCCACAAAUAAUAAAUAAUUUGUUUGGCAUUUCCUGACCAACUCACAAAAAUACCCUUGACCCAGAAUUUGUUAGCCUCUCCAGUAGUCAUAUUUUUGUUUUCAUAAAAGAAAUAAGGGGAUGGGUCUUAUGAAGUGAAUAAAGGAUUAAAAAUACCUAUCAACCCACAUCUUAAAAUCAUGGUGGGAAAGCCAAACAAACUAUUCAUUAAUUAAAGCCUUAGCAUCACUGAUUAUGUUCUCAUUUAGUGCAGUCCUAUAAUCCUUUUCAGGGAUACCACCUCUUUCCUCAUUUUACACUACAUUAUUAAGCCACUGCGUGUUUUUUUUUUUGUGAUUCUGGUUAAAGAAUGCAAUUUACAAGGGUCUUUGUCUAGAAAUAGUUGAUGGAAGUAGAUUUUAUAGAACUUGUUUCAUCUGAAAACAAAUAUUUAUCAAAGCAGUUCAACACACAUAUGGCCCUGUUCAUGUAUCAAAGCAGUUCCACAUAUGGCCCUGUUCGUGUAUCAAAGCAGUUCCACAUAUGGCCCUGUUCGUGUAUCAAAGCAGUUCCACAUAUGGCCCUGUUCGUGUAUCAAAGCAGUUCCACAUAUGGCGCUGUUCGUGUAUCAAAGCAGUUCCACAUAUGGCCCUGUUCGUGUAUCAAAGCAGUUCCACAUAUGGCCCUGUUCGUGUAUCAAAGCAGUUCCACAUAUGGCCCUGUUCGUGUAUCAAAGCAGUUCCACAUAUGGCCCUGUUCGUGUAUCAAAGCAGUUCCACAUAUGGCCCUGUUUUUUGUAUCAAAGCAGUUCCACAUAUGGCCCUGUUUUUUGUAUCAAAGCAAUUCCACAUAUGGCCCUGUUUUUUGUAUCAAAGCAAUUCCACAUAUGGCCCUGUUUGUGUAUGAGCAGUUCCACAUAUGGCCCUGUUUGUGUAUGAAAGCAGUUCCACAUAUGGCCCUGUUUGUGUAUGAAAGCAGUUCCACAUAUGACCCUGUUUGUGUAUGAAAGCAGUUCCACCUAUGGCUCUGUUUGUGUAUGAAAGCAGUUCCACAUAUGACCCUGUUCAUGUAUCAAAGCAGUUUCACAUAUGGCCCUGUUUGUGUAUGAAACAAGUUACGCAUAUGGCUUUAUUUAUGUUUCAAGUGACUUUUCAAAGCUGUAACGGUUUCUUUCAAAGGUAACAGCAGCUUUGUAAAUGUAUCAUCAGUGCAGUAUACAUGUCAUCUAUACUUUUCUAUACUGUCAUUUUUACCAUUCUUAUCUCCGAAAGGACAACAACAAAAAACAUAGAAGGUCACAGAAUUAUUCUUUUAUUAUUAUUACAAACUUAAUUGAAAAAUUUCCUUGCAAAUACAAAAAAAAUAUUUUUCUUAAGUCUUCAUUCUUAGAAUUUAUUUCAAAGAUUCAAGAUUCAACUUAUUUAUUAAGUAACUUGAACUCAAAGUGCUCCUCAUUACAUGAUAGAUAUAAUACAUUCAAUUAAACAUAUAUAUACAACGAUAACAUGAUAGGUUUGAAAUCUCAGACAUGAGAAAAGAAUACCGGGUAUGCACUGUUACUACUGGACUAUACUGGUUCAAGAAAGUGAUCCCAUGAUAUGAUUGUUGAUAAAAGGCUCCAUAACCUCUAGUGUGUCUGUACAUGUAAUUGUAACAGAGUAUUAAUACUACCGGGGUAUGUUAAAAUUGCAAGUCAGAGACAUUUUGUAGAAUUGUGUACAUUUUAGAAUGAUACCAGUUUGCUUUAAUGAUGUUAUUUUUAUAUUUUAUUAAAUAAAUCAUGUUUUGGUAUUUGCAAUGAAUUUGUACUUUUAAUUUUGAUUAAUUUUAGUCACUUUUAUAUAUAAUUUUUGUGGACAUGAUAAAAUAAAGAAUAACACUAUAUUUCAUAAGAUUAUCUGAAUUAGAUAUGUAUAUAAUUAUGAUCUUUUAUUGGGCUAUUCUUUAUAAAUCCUUUAUUUAUUUGAUAUUUAAUUUCUUUAUUUAUAGAUUUGACAAUUGAGAUGCAUUAUUGAUAUUUCAAUAUGAAGACACCAUGACUAUAUCUAGCAUUAAACAAUUGUCAACCAAAUGCAACAAUUCAGUUAUGCACUAUCACAUUGUAAACUCUAUUGGCUGAAUUAAGUUACAUUGCUUUGCUCGCUUGUGAUAUAUUCCAUAAAAUUUAAAAUAAACGAUAACCAAUACUUUGAAUGAAAUUAUACAUGCAUGUACAUUCAAAACAGUGUCAGUGUAGUUUCAGGUUAAGUUCAGUUUAUGUCAGGGGACUUACAGUCUGCCAAGUUUAGGUGCAGACACAUGUUCCUAAUUAUAUAUCAUACAAGUUGCUUUCAGUUUUAAAUUGCUUUUUUAUUAUAGUUUUGAGAUUAGCAAACACUUUCAACCAUAACACAUAAAUAUUCAUAAUUAUAAGUCAGAUUAAGAUCAUUAUCAUUUUUACCAAAGACAUGCAGCAAAGGGUUUAUUGAUAGGUCAUUAAGUUUGUCAGUAUUUAAAACAAAAGCAUAAGCAUAAAACCCUUUGUUUCCAUUUUUUUCUGUAGUGAUUAGGUUUUGGACAAUCGCUGAUUAAUCUAUUGAUGUAAAUGUUAAAAAUUCUAUCCAUUCAUCAUUAUGAUAAUGAAAAAAAACUCCCCCUCCACCCUUUACAGUCUCUGUAUAUGCCUGUUUUCAAAAAUCAGAAUUGAAAAAAAUAAUUGAUAAUUAAAUCAAACACAUUUUUACCAAAUGGUAACAUGACAUAUAUCUAUUUAAAAACCAAUUAUCCUAUUGCA
Mya arenaria is the source of this 5068-nucleotide messenger RNA. Its product is annotated as MORN repeat-containing protein 1-like. Lineage: Eukaryota; Metazoa; Mollusca; Bivalvia; Myida; Myidae. The record is from RefSeq and is a predicted model, not a curated record. Bases 71 to 2002 code for a protein of 643 amino acids. The transcript is spliced from 16 exons. Gene Ontology annotation, cellular component: cytosol.